AUGGCGAUGAAGUCAGCUAUUGCUCUAUCGAGACGAAAAGCUCCCUCGCAUAAACCCAGCUUGGGAUAUUCAAGGCCAACAAGAGAUCACAAGUUUGACUCUGAAUCUGGCCAAGUAUUCUCGGAGAUAGAAGUACCCCUCAACAGGAAGCAGUACUCUGACUGGAUCGGGGAGCCCAAAACGCCCGCUCUGGUCAAGAAGCCACCUCGAAAUGGAGCGGGUGCUCGCUCACUGGCUGAGAUGGCAAUAAUCAAAAUUGCUCUCGAAUUCAGGGUGCUAAAUGCGGAUCAUUUUACUCAUAUACCCUGGGCCAUGGCGCAGAGAGUCUGGAAUGAUGUGUUGUCCAUGCGGAGAGAAAGCUUCCAUGUGUGGAGGACUCUGGCUUCGGCAUAUCCCGACGCAGAAGAGUUUGGUCAAAGGGAAUACAGAUAUCUCUUGGAGAUCAAACAGCUCUUGCAACCUGUUUCGGAAUAUUAUACUGGCAUCACGUCUCCCGGAAACAAUUGGUUGACGUGCCUGCGUGUUUCACCAAAGCAGAUGGCUACGAGUGAUUUCUUGUCAAUUCAUACCAUAACCAAUCUAGCAAUUCUUGACCUCUCUGAUGGACAAAUUACCAUCGACGACAUUUCCUCGCGAUAUGACGAACGGAUGAUGCGGGCGUGGGCGGAACUGGCCGCGUCUGGCCAGGCAUUUCAACAUCUCCGAGUGAUUUUACUUGGUUGGCAAGAGAAUCUAUCCGGUUGGAUUUUUAAAUACGUCGACCGCUUCCCAUCGUUAUGCCACAUCAUUGUGACGGAUUGCCCACGAAUGCAUCAAAGAAAUCGGGGAGACUGGGAAAGUCUUUCCAUCGCGGCCGGUUGGGAUGCCAGACACGCGAAGAAGAGUGCCAGAAGCCUGCGUCCUAUCAUUGGCGACCAGGAUUUUCACUUUGGCUCCGUAUCGGGCUGCUACUACGACAGCAUCGAGCUCUUCAGGAACCUGGCCCACGCCCGCCGGCCAAAUCUGGUAGACAGAUUACCCUUGCUGGAAGUCUGGCUCGGAUCACCCCGGCAAUGGUCGCACAUUGUUGAUGACUUUCCCUCAACGCGAACGAUAUUCUUCGAGAAUCUCAAGACACAUGCUAGGGCGGAGAAGGCCAAACGGUCUCCAGUCAGCAAUCGUGACCAGGCCAAAAGAGUAAGGAACCGGGAGCUGGCUCCUCCAGGGACACUGUCGCCUCCGCCGAAGCGAGGACCCCAAACGAGACCAAUGAUGAGGUCGAAUGGAAAGAGUGUUGCAGACUUGCUGUGUGAAUUUCAGGCUUGA
Messenger RNA from Rhinocladiella mackenziei CBS 650.93, 1305 nucleotides. RefSeq lists its product as uncharacterized. NCBI's taxonomy places the organism in Eukaryota, Fungi, Ascomycota, Eurotiomycetes, Chaetothyriales, Herpotrichiellaceae. The transcript is spliced from 2 exons. The record is from RefSeq and is a predicted model, not a curated record. The coding region runs from base 1 to 1305 and encodes 434 amino acids.